Molecule: messenger RNA, 2900 nt
Organism: Lacerta agilis (Sand lizard)
Lineage: Eukaryota; Metazoa; Chordata; Lepidosauria; Squamata; Lacertidae
Gene: NFKBID
Product: NFKB inhibitor delta
Exons: 10
Coding region: 1-1317 (438 amino acids)
Biological process (GO): regulation of gene expression
Cellular component (GO): nucleus
Molecular function (GO): protein binding
Source: RefSeq, a predicted model, not a curated record
AUGACUGAGCCCCCCAGAGCAACCGAGGGAAGAGGACCUACUCCAGGACAGACUGCCGCUCCCGAGUACCCGGCCGCGUCCUUUCCCACCUGGCAGCCAGACACCUCAAGCCAAGCAGCCUUCCCUGCCGACUGCCACUACCAGCCAGUAGACCCCACCAAGAACUACCUCCUCCCACCUCCAGGGCCCCAGUAUGGCAUCAUGAACCCCUUUACUUCUUUGGAAGCCAGCGUUUAUGGGCCGGCAGGACCUAGUCCCACCGAGGCAGUGUACAGUUCCAAAAUGGCGUCAGCGGUGGAUUAUGAGGCGGCGGUCUCUGAAACCGGGCCUUUGGACCUCUUCCCCGCUCCUGGGGGUGUCUGCCUGCAGCAAGAACUGAACAACCCCUGCCUCCUUCCUGAGGAGAAUUUCCCAGCCUCAUCCCUGGAGGUGGAUCCAGGGGAACUGGCCCAAGCUCGGGCGGAGAUCCGGAAUACAGAACUGCCUCUUCUGCUACAUCAAGAUGAGGACGGAGACACGUUUCUGCAUCUAUAUGUGGCCAAAGGACACCGGCCACUGGCAUAUGCUACUGCUGAGGUAUUCCGGGAGUGUGGCCAGCUUGAUGUCAAAGAGCACAGGGGGAAGACUCCUCUGCUAGUGGCGGCUGCAGCAAAUCAGCCUGGGAUCGUGAAGGACCUGAUUGUGCUGGGAGCGGACGUCAAUGCUGCAGACCAGAAGGGGCAGACUGUGCUGCACCUUGGCGCCACCUAUGGGCUGCCCAGUGUCAUUGAGGCCGUCAUGAUGACUGGUGUCCCAGUCAAUGUCGAUGCCAGAAAUUUUGAAGGUCUGACCCCCUUGCAUUGCGCUGUCAUAGCUCACAAUGCUGCCUUCCAGUCCCAAAGCAUGGAUCCGUUGUCUCAGCAGCAGCUCCAGAACUUCCUGCUCUGUAUCCGCUUGCUCCUCGAACUCGGGGCCAACUACAAGAGCCAGGAACUGAAGAGCAGCAAAACCAUUCUGCAUUUGGCCGUCCAAGCUGCAAACCUGCCUUUGAUCCAGUUCCUUCUCCAGCUGCCUGAAGGAGAACUCCAGAACUUUGUCAAUAUGAAGGCCCACGGGAACACCGCCUUGCACAUGGCUGCUGGUCUACAUGGGCACCUCUUUCAGGAGCAGAUUGUGCGCCUCCUGCUGCAUCACUGGGCUGAUCCGAGUGCGCGGAACCUGGAGAACGAACAACCAGUUCACCUGUUGGCACCAGGCCCAGCGACAGAACAGCUACGCCUGUUGCUUAGGAGCCGCCGUUUGGGCCCUGGACCAGCUCAUCUCCCCUCUUUCCCAUGAAGACCGCCUGUCAAGCUAAACCCCUCAGCAGAAAACCGUCUCUUUUUCAGCCACCCAGGAAGUGAAGGAGUGUCAAUUUGGGGGGUGUUGUUGUUUAUAUUGUUUUAUCUUAUGUGACAAGGAAACUUUGCCUUGUGCUGCCUGUAUUUAACUAACUUAUUGGAUAGGGGGGAGGGUGUGCCUGACUUUCCUUGCUGAUGCCGGCCAAUAGUCUAUCCCCAGUGGCGCCGGAUUAUCUCCCACUGCAGGUGACCCACUGCAGUGCUGGCAGUGUGGAGGGCUUUGACUUCUCCACUGUCUCUGGAUCCUUUCAGCCCCAGGCUAGUGAGCAGGGAGGGAACAAAGGUACUCUUCCACCACCACCCAGCACCACCGGGCUCACCCUCAUCAGCAAGGAAGCGGUUCAGGCUCUGAGUGCGAAUUCUGUCAACCAGCUGCUUCCCCCACUGGAGUUCUAAGUGCUCCUGUUUGGUAUCCUUGCAUGCAAGGGAGGGGGAGGCAGCUGCCAGGUUCGCCCCUCUCUAUCCUCUUAGCUGCCGCAAGUAUCAUUUCUGUGAAAUGGACUUUUGUUAUUGAACCAUAUUGGUUUUUGGCAAAAUUUGGAUCAUAUAGUAGCACAGGGCUGGCCUUUGCCGGAGGAAUUACUUCGGUGAAACUGAGUUGCUGUUUAGGCCAUCUCUGGUGUGAUCCACUUAUUGAUGCUACGUCUUAAAACCUAAGAAAGUUCCUCUAACUUUUUAAUUCAAAGAAUUGCACAGAAGGGGGAAAGGAAAUCCCACUGGUUGGAGCUUCUCGCAACUGUGGCAUGGGAGUGAUCUUCCAAGCCGCAACUGCCGAAAUUGCCCCUCCUGUGCAAAUCUUAGGACACGGGCGACUACCUUGUGGCACCCAGAUGUUGUUGAACCACCACUCCCAUGAGCGGAGUCCAGCCUGGCCAGAGAUCAGGGAUGAUGGGACUUGAAGUUCAGCAACAUCUGGAGGGCCGUGGGUGUCUCGCCCCUUGCCUUCGGGUAUUUCUCUACAAAAUUAACCGGCUUAAUUGUUGUUCCUUCUCUCUCCACAACCGGGGAACCCUUGGAACUGUAGUUCCAGUGAGUGGUCUUUUAAGAGGAGCCUCUGCUCCUUCGCCCAAAUGACAGUUCCCAGGAGUCCCUGAGGCGAGGCAGGAGCUGCAACAGUUAAGCCGGCCUUGAAACAACGUUGUGGUAGAGAACUGCCCUCUUAAGAAGUCAGAGGUGCCCUCUCAGGAGAUGAAGUUGGCAGCCGACUUAAUUGCACCUCAAAAUAACCUGAGGCAAAUGACAAUAUGCACACUUUUUCAGUGCUGCCCCUCUGACGCUUGGAAUCAGUCUGGAGGCCCUCAGGCAAGAUGGGGGCCUUCCGUAUUCUAAGCUGCGGGGAUAAACACUGCGUGUUUUUUCUUGAUUUAGGCUCCGGCCUGCGAUGCACCCGCUCACAGCAUCUGUGCGCAGAAACCUGUAGCCAGGUCUCCCUGGCUUAAUUGAGAGAGCUCUGUGUAGCUCACACUCUUAUCUCUGGCUCAUUGCCAAGGAAGCAGUCUCUCUCUCUCUCUCUCUCUCUCU